AGGGGAGAGCAAAAGAGUGCAACUUACAGUUUGGGAACAAGAUGAGAGGAGUGAGUAGAAAGAAAUAGAAAAUUUUGCCAAUGUUGGCAAAUUUUUAAAAGGCAUACAAUUCCUGCUUUCCCUAAACUGUAGACCUUUGUCAAUAGUUCCUUCCUAAGGGUGGUCCUAUAAGGAAAACCCCUGGGAACUGAGUGAGUAGCCUCUCAGUAUCUUUGUAAUUAGAAAGUGGUAAUUCCUGGAUGUUACACUGCUUAUGCCGUAGCAUCAUUCCGAGGCCUGAAGCCAGACCUAUCGUUAUUAUUCUGUGCAGAUAAUCCACAUCCUGUCCAGAGGUCACUAUGGGAAGCUCACUAUGGUAUCACACAUGGAAUAAGUCUGUAGAAAUGCAUGUGGAGGUCACUGAGAAUAAAGGCACAUGAGAUUCAUCCACUGUCAUGGAAAUUUCUAGCCCAUUCCCAUUUGCUUAUAAUAAUUAUCCACCACAAGGGGCUGCUAACUAGUGUGAUGUUUUAAAACAAAGCACAAACUUUGUGACCUAGGGCCAUGAUUGAGACUAUGACAACUUUGAGAACUACUAGAAUGUGAGGCUUGAUCAGAUAAUUUCCGAGGUUCUAGAGCCCUUUGGAGAGAAUUCAAGUGAGAGAAAGGAGUUCUAGUUCUCCUAGCACCUUGAAGAAUGAGAAAGCAUCGGGCUGCCUUCCAGGUGGUAGUUCUGCCUGGCAGUUUUUGCUGUCAAGUAGCUUAAAAAAAAAGCAAACAAACCUGGAGCUCUAUCAGAUAGAAACACUUUUUGAAGCAAGGGGCUGUCUUUCACCCAUAAAAACCAGAGUUGCCUGCUGGGGGCCCGCAUGGCACAAGGCGUCCAGGCUUGGAGGUGGGUGAGGGCUGCCGAAUGCCCAGCUCUGCCUGCUGGGGUGGAGGGCAUGUUCCGCCCCUUCUCAGCUGUCACGUGAGCACCAGCCUACAGGUCUGGGUUGCACACACACCCUCCUGGCAGUGCAGGCUUCUUCCCUCCAGAGCCAGGUUCCCUCACUUCUCCACGUCUCUGGGCUCUUCAGCUGAGCUGGGCCUCAGCACCUGGACUCUAGGCAGUCCCAGAAUCCCGUGGUAGCCAGGUGGGUGAGGGGAGCAAGAACAUUCCACCUGCCUUGAAGAGACGCCUUCCGAGCUGCUGAGUGAGUGCCCAGGUGGUCCCCGGAGCCUGACCAUGGACGCUGUUCACACAGGCAUGUCCAGUGCACCCCUGGUCAGGCAUACCACUGCAGCUGGGCUCAAGGCCAGCAGACCCCGAGUCAUGUCCAAGAGUGGGCACAGCAAUGUGAGAAUUGACAAAGUAGAUGGUAUAUACUUACUCUACCUGCAAGACUUGUGGACGACCGUCAUCGACAUGAAGUGGAGAUACAAGCUCACCCUAUUUGCCGCCACGUUCGUGAUGACCUGGUUCCUUUUUGGAGUGGUCUACUAUGCCAUUGCAUUUAUCCAUGGGGACUUAGAACUGAGUGAACGCAUUUCAAAUCACACCCCCUGCAUCAUGAAAGUGGACUCUCUCACGGGGGCCUUUCUCUUUUCCCUGGAAUCCCAGACAACCAUCGGCUACGGAGUCCGUUCCAUCACAGAGGAAUGCCCUCAUGCCAUUUUCCUGUUGGUUGCUCAGCUGGUCAUCACGACCUUGAUUGAGAUCUUCAUCACGGGCACCUUCUUGGCCAAAAUCGCAAGACCUAAAAAGCGGGCAGAGACCAUCAAGUUCAGCCACUGUGCUGUCAUCACCAAGCAGAACGGGAAGCUGUGCUUGGUGAUCCAGGUGGCCAACAUGAGGAAGAGCCUCCUGAUUCAGUGCCAGCUCUCCGGCAAGCUCCUCCAGACCCAUGUCACCAAGGAGGGGGAGCGCAUCCUCCUCAACCAAGCCACUGUCAAAUUCCACGUGGACUCCUCUUCAGAGAGCCCCUUCCUCAUUUUGCCUAUGACCUUCUACCACGUGCUGGAUGAGACAAGCCCCCUGAGAGAUCUCACACCCCAAACUCUGAAGGAGAAGGAGUUUGAACUCGUGGUCCUCCUCAAUGCCACCGUGGAAUCGACCAGCGCCGUCUGCCAGAGCCGCACAUCUUAUAUCCCAGAGGAGAUCUACUGGGGCUUUGAGUUUGUGCCUGUGGUUUCACUCUCAAAACACGGAAAGUAUGUGGCUGAUUUCAGUCAGUUUGAACAGAUCCGGAAGAGCCCAGAUUGCACCUUUUACUGUGCAGAUUCUGAGAAGCAGAAACUUGAGGAGAAGUACAGGCAGGAGGAUCAGAGGGAAAGAGAACUGAGAAGUCUUUUGUUGCAACAGAGCAAUGUCUGAUGGCAGGGGUGUUGCCCAGGUUAACCCUUACAUCAUUACUUUAAAACAUACCCACUUCUUUCAAGCAGAGAAAAUGUUAUAUAUAAUGGAGGCUAUCUCAUAAACCUAAAAGGGGGUGGGGGGGUCUCUGUAUUCACAAAAUACAAUCAUUCCGUUUCUACCUUUUUUCAGGGGAUUUAGUUGUACAGAGUGAAACUGAUCAAAUCAGGAAUGAACAGUUAUAAGAACAUAUGCAAAUGGAGCUGUUGCUUUUAUUCACACUAAUUUUUUGAUGCUGGAAUGUACUAGAAUAGAGUGUCCUUUCUAUUCAAAGUGUGACUCCCAGACCAGCAGUAUCAGCACCGUCGAGUUGAUUCAUAGCAAUGCAGACCCUCAGGCACCACCUGGGCUUCCAAAAUCAGAGUCUGUGUCUUAACAAGACCCCCAAGUGAUUCGUGGACAAAUCAAAGUUUGAGAAGCUCCACUCCACACAAUGUUUUCAAAAUAACUUUCUGAAGCCCCAGGAUCCUGUGGGUAGCCACAUCCACACGGCCUCCAGACCUGAACUUCUCUCUUCAAUUUGCUAUAUCAGGCCAAUAUUCCUUUCAGCUAUUUCAUUCCUUAUCUAUUAAAAUACCUUGUCCACAAGGAACCGCUCACUAACAGCCCAAGAGCAAAAUAAAACUAUUGAGAAUGAUGGCUGUCGCACGCCUACUGAGUAUAUGCUCCCUGAUUACAGUCAGCACAGAAGAAAAAUAAAGCUGUGUUACAGAAAUGUGCUCAGAUGUUGACAUCUACAAGGUUGAAUGGGGCCAUGAGGAACAAGAGGAGCUUGGGAGAAGGAAUUCAUACACAGAUGACUCCCUGAAACACAAACAACACUUGGUAAUCUGAUAACAGGCAUAGGACGACCUCACUACUUAAAUAAAUCUUGUACAACUGAG
Manis pentadactyla (Chinese pangolin) is the source of this 3258-nucleotide messenger RNA. It is a transcript of the gene KCNJ15, whose product is annotated as potassium inwardly rectifying channel subfamily J member 15. Lineage: Eukaryota; Metazoa; Chordata; Mammalia; Pholidota; Manidae. The transcript has 3 exons. Gene Ontology annotation, biological process: regulation of monoatomic ion transmembrane transport; potassium ion import across plasma membrane. Gene Ontology annotation, cellular component: plasma membrane. Gene Ontology annotation, molecular function: inward rectifier potassium channel activity. The record is from RefSeq and is a predicted model, not a curated record. The coding region runs from base 1208 to 2335 and encodes 375 amino acids.